Molecule: messenger RNA, 927 nt
Organism: Rodentolepis nana
Lineage: Eukaryota; Metazoa; Platyhelminthes; Cestoda; Cyclophyllidea; Hymenolepididae
Source: the annotation of a GenBank genome assembly
AUGGAAGCAUUCCUUGCAUCUGGCAAAGCCCCUGUCAAGUCACAAUCCUCCGCCAGUAUGGAUUUGGGAUACGUUCUUGAUUCCACUGAUGAGAGUAGUGAUGAUUCGCAAACACCCCCCUUGGAAAAAUCUAACCAAAAUAAAGGUCAACUGAGGACCAUUGAGGAACAACUUCGAAUCCUGAAAAAACGAAUACAAGUUGCUGAGAUCGAAUUUCAUUCAAAGUGGGAUAACCCCAAAAAGUAUAAUAGCAAACUCUCCGACUUUGUAUGUUUAAAAACCGUCGGAACAGGAUCCUUUGGACGUGUGUGUCUUGCCCAGCAUAAACGAACAAAACGGUACCUUGCAAUCAAGAUACUUCAAAAAGCCAAGAUUGUUAAACUAAAACAAGUGGAGCACACACUGAAUGAAAAGAAAAUUCUCUCCUGUAUUGAUUUUCCCUUUAUUGUAACUCUUAAAUCGUACUUUAAAGACAAUGCAAACCUUUACAUGGCCCUUGAAUUCAUAAACGGCGGCGAAUUGUUCUCCCUUAUUCGAAGAGAAGGAAAAUUCAAGGAGGACACUGCAAGGUUUUAUGGAGCUCAGGUAGUACUUGCACUUGAAUAUCUGCAUUCCAUGGAUAUUGCCUACAGGGAUUUGAAACCAGAAAAUCUCCUUAUCGAUAAAUAUGGAUAUCUAAAGUUAACGGACUUUGGGUUCGCCAAAGUGGUCAAAGGCCGGACAUGGACACUUUGUGGAACCCCCGAAUACCUUGCCCCAGAGAUCAUUCUCAGUAAAGGCUAUAGUCGAGCAGUGGAUUGGUGGGCUGUGGGAGUUCUAAUUUUCGAAAUGAUUGCCGGAUAUCCUCCUUUCUUUGCCGAUCAAGCUCUACAGGUCUAUGAGAAAAUUGUCACAGGAAAAGUAUGUCUGAUACAAGCUCAAAAUUAA